UCUCAAACCAGGAAGGUCGAAGGAUAUUAUGGAUUGUAAACAAGAUGUCGAGGAGAGGGUAGUGUACAAAUCAAACCUCCAAACAGGUUUAUUUGGCCUCCAGUCAUGAGCAGCUGUUCAACCAGCCUGGCUCCUGCUCGCAGCUUCGGCUCAGUCUGCAGCCCGCAGCUCACUUCUUCUCUAACACAGAUGUCCAGCAUGUUGGACACUGCUGCAGAGCAAAUGAUGGUCCAUAAAGACUUCCAGGCAGCCUUUGACACAUGCGACAGAGGCCUGGACAGUCUCGCCAACAUGGAGCAAGAGGACAACAGAUGUGGAGAGUUUAAGGCUGGCUUCUGCAUCUUAGGAAUUCAAGCACUGGCUGAGCUGAAUCAGUGGCAUGGUGUCCUCUCCUGGGUCCUACAGCAGUAUAAGCACCAGGAGAAAAUACCAGCUAAAAUAAUGCAGAUGUGCAUACUUCUUUACUCCAAGGUGGGAGAGCCAGCCAUGAUGCAGGAGGCAGCCAGAGUUUGGUUACACUGCCUAUCCAACAGCAGAGUAACAGGGUUCAGGACUGUGGCGGAGUUGUACCUGCUGCAUGUCCUCGUGCCUCUUGGACACAGAGAUGAGGCUCUAGAGCUGAUCGUCGGUGAGGUUGGAAGUGUUGCGUUCACAGAAGACCAGAGGCAGACAGCACUGGAUGUGGUAGAAGAAAAAGAGCGACAUAAUCAAGAACUGCCUCUAAAUCCUGGGACAAGUUCAAACUCUGAGAUCACUGCACAUCCUGUCUCAACUCAAGGAUCUGUAAUCUGUAAACUUGCAGCCAUGCUCAGAUUUCUCUACAGAAAACUUUUGGUGACUGGCUCAUUCCCUCUACGGAGACUCUUUCUGGCUGCCGUCCUUCUCUACAUGCUUUUUUUCCGAAUGGAUCCAGCUCUUUCGUCUUCAUUCAUGUGGAUUUCCAAACUUCUUGAGCUGCUCAGACAGAUGUGGAGUGCCAUGUUUGCACCGUACUAUCAGGUUCUCACUCAGAGACUGUAAAAGACUGAAGAUCACAACAUGUUUUGUAAAUCAUUUUCAUUCAUUUUUACUUUGUUGUGUUGGUAAGAGAAUAUGGUUUAGCUCCUUUUUCAAGUUUCAUCAAACCUGUUUAAACAUUGGCCCUAUUCAUUAUUUAAUUUCUUUACUCCACACAAAGACAUUUCCAGGCGUAUUUGCUUGUUUUCUGAGUUAGAAACUACAGGUUGCAGGUCCAGAUCGUUCAUCCUAAAGCAACUCCCUCUUCAUCAUAAUAAUAACCAGGGAAGUGCCUCGCAGAGAUUAAAAUAUUUUUUUUACAGCAGUGUCCUGGCUCAGAAAGCAGCAGCACAUACAAAACAUAUAACACAGACUAGAUAAAAUAUCAAAAGAAUACAGAUGUGGUCAUAAUAAAAUAUAUUCAAACAUACAAUAAAUAUAUAUUUAAUUGUGUUUCUGGCUUGUGAGAUAAUAUGAUUGUACGUGUACAGCUGAAAAAAAUGAUUAAAAGAAAGUGUGAAAACUUUCUGAAGUGAG
This is a messenger RNA of Sander lucioperca (pikeperch), 1533 nucleotides long. RefSeq names its product peroxisomal biogenesis factor 26 (gene pex26). Gene Ontology annotation, cellular component: peroxisomal membrane; peroxisome. Gene Ontology annotation, biological process: protein import into peroxisome membrane; protein import into peroxisome matrix. Gene Ontology annotation, molecular function: protein-containing complex binding; ATPase binding. NCBI's taxonomy places the organism in Eukaryota, Metazoa, Chordata, Actinopteri, Perciformes, Percidae. The coding region runs from base 106 to 1020 and encodes 304 amino acids. The record is from RefSeq and is a predicted model, not a curated record. The transcript has 6 exons.